Labrus bergylta (ballan wrasse) is the source of this 4982-nucleotide messenger RNA. NCBI's taxonomy places the organism in Eukaryota, Metazoa, Chordata, Actinopteri, Labriformes, Labridae. The record is from RefSeq and is a predicted model, not a curated record.
AUGACUUUCUGUGAUCGGGCACAACUUCCCGGACGAGCCCCCCGUUUUUCUUUCGACCUAGUUUUUCUCUUACCGGGACAUGCCGAUUCUAAAAAAAAAAAAGAUCGAUAGAGAUUAAACAUCCACUCACAAGGCAACAACAACAACAAAAAAGAAAAAAAGAGAGAGACUUCCUCACCCCUUGCGAGGGAUCUACACUUUCCUUCUCUCAUUCCGCUGAAAGAAGUGAGGAAACUGCUUGCUGCCUUUUGAUUUCCUCUCCUCGUCGCACCGGUUUCCUCUCCUUUGGCUCGGCCGCUAUUUGUGAUCUCUGCAUGAAAAGUCAAGCGGAAAGUCCUGCAGCAGCAUGCCGAGGAGAAAGCAGCAAGCACCGCGGCGGUCAGUAGCUUACGGACCUGAUGAUGAAUUUAAAGUGGAUAAGAUUGAUGAAGAGGAACAUCUGCAAGAUGAUGGCCUGUCCCUGGAUGGUCAAGAUGCAGACUACCUUCUUAAUGAUGAUGAGGACGCAGGAGAUACUUUUAGCUGCCAGAACUCUCCACUUAGCAAUGGCACUAACCCAGAUGCUGGAUAUGCAUCUCCACUCAGCACCACCAGCGAUCAAAUGGUGGACCAUAAAACCACGCCCUCCUUCAGUGAUCAGGACAAAAUGAAGGAGAAGUUAGGGGACAGCACAGAGUCCAUUAACGGCCUCUCGCUACAGGACAGUCUGGCACAAAUGAAAGCCGUCUAUGCAAACCUGAUCUCCGAUGCUUCUUGGUCCAGCAUUGCUCUGGAUAUGCUUAAAAGUAAACAAGGGAACAAUUUCACAGCUAGCAAUGGAAAUGGAAGUAAUCAUAAAGGGAGCAAUGGAUUUCUGAAAAGUCACAGUCCAGGCAACAUCAAUGUGAAGAGCAGAUGUAGCAACAGCAAUGCUUCAGCCACCACUAAUAUUAACACCAGCAGUACUACCACCAGAACAGUAUCAAGCAACAGCAACAGUGGCACCAGUGUCAGCUCUGGCAGCACGGGAGGAUUAGCCUAUGAUUGGCACCAGGCAGCAUUGGCCAAAACCAUGCAGCAUACCCCAUACCAGCUCCUUCCUGAGCCAAGCCUGUUCAGCACAGUGCAACUUUACAGGCAAAACAAUAAGCUCUAUGGCCCGGUGUUUACGGGUGCCAGCAAGUUCAGGUGCAAGGACUGCAGCGGAGCCUAUGACACUCUGGUUGGCCUGACGGUGCAUAUGAAUGAAACGGGUCACUACCGUGAUGACAAUAAGGAUAAUGAGGAUGAUCGAAGCAAGAAGUGGUCCAAGCCACGUAAACGUUCUCUGAUGGAGAUGGAGGGCAAAGAAGAUGCCCAGAAAGUUCUUAAAUGCAUGUACUGUGGCCACUCAUUUGAAUCUCUUCAAGACUUAAGUGUCCACAUGAUUAAAACAAAACACUAUCAGAAAGUGCCUCUCAAAGAACCAAUGCCAGCCCUUGCCUCAAAGCUGAUACCCCCAACCAAAAAAAGAACAUUUCAAGACAUGAUGAUAUCCCCAAGUUCACCAGAUUCUGUCACACCUGGUAUACUUAUAGGAGAGUCUCCCAAAGACCAAAAAGUGGCUAAUCCUUAUGUCACUCCAAACAAUCGAUAUGGUUACCAAAAUGGUGCCAGUUAUACCUGGCAGUUUGAGGCACGAAAGGCACAAAUUCUCAAAUGUAUGGAAUGUGGAAGUUCACAUGACACCUUGCAACAACUCACAGCCCAUAUGAUGGUCACAGGACACUUUCUCAAAGUAACGCAUUCAGCCUCUAAAAAGGGUAAGCAGUUAGUUUUUGAUCCUGUGGUUGAGGAGAAAUUUCAGUCAAUUCCUCUGCCACCGACGACCACACGACUUCCAGCACCAAAUGAGAAGUCACAGCCUGAGUCCCCGUUGCAGCCUCCUAGCCCCGAGGAGGAAAGUGAAGAUCAUAAAGAUAAAGUGGCAGAGGACGAUGACAUGGAAGCUAGGGAGCCAGUGAAAAAAAUCAAGGAAGAGAAAGAAGAUCUUUCAGAAAAAGCUGGAAAAACUGGAAAGACCAGAUCUUACCAAUAUCUGAGAGAAGAAGACUUGGAAGAGGCGCCAAAAGGAGGCUUGGACAUCCUUAAGUCUCUAGAGAAUACAGUGUCAAGUGCAAUCAGCAAGGCCCAAACUGGCACACCAACCUGGGGUGGAUACCCCAGCAUUCAUGCCGCCUAUCAGCUCCAUGGAUCUAUAAAGUCAACCUUUCCUUCCUGUACACAGGUUCAACCUUUGUUCAGCAGCAACAGUUUGAAGGUAUUGUCCUCUGACAUUGGCACUCUGAUUCAUUCACCAAACAGCCCUUCUCCACCUCCAAGUCAUAAGAGUAACGUGCUGGCAAUGGAGGAGCUGGUUGAGAAAGUGACAGGAAAAACUUCAAUAAAAAAUGAAAAAGAAGAAAAUAUUGUAGACAGUAAGCGCAGGUCUGCGAAGUCUCCAUUGCCAAAUACUAAAGACAAACAGGUUUCACCCAAGUCAGAUACUGUCUUAAAGGCAGUGAACAUUACUGCAGUAGAGGACCAGAUUGUGUCCAAAAGCAAAGGAGAGCAGACAGAGACUAAAUCAGAGGCACAGAUAAAGAGUGAAGUAAAUUCCCCAAAAAGGCCUGUAAGCAAUGGCUGCAACAACCUGAGUAUUAUCACAGAUCACUUGCCUGAACAACCUCUUGUCAAUCCUCUCAGUGCUUUGCAGUCUAUCAUGAACAACCACUUGGGGAAAGCUGCAAAAGUGGCAACACCCUUCACAGACCCAUUUGCAAUGCUGUAUAAGAUCAACAACAACUCUGCUCAGAUGAAGACAGCAGAGCCUGUAAGUCAGUACCACGACGAUGAUGAUGAUGAUAAUCAGCCAAUGGACUUGACCAAAUCCAGAAACACCAAUGGAUGUAAACUUAAAGGUACCUCAACACCAAGCAGCAAUGGCAGUGUGAACAAUAACAAACCAGCCUUCAAAAACUUCUCCCAGUCUUCAUCUUCUCCUCUGCGGGAGAAUGCUUUGAUGGAUAUUUCAGAUAUGGUCAAAAAUCUGACAGGCCACCUGACACCAAAGUCUACGACCCCGUCUUCUGUAUCUGAAAAAUCAGACAUCGACGGCUUUGCUUUUGAGGACAGUUUGGAGGAGUUAUCACCCAUCCAGAGACGGAAAGGCAGACAGUCCAACUGGAACCCUCAGCACCUCCUGAUUCUUCAGGCUCAGUUUGCCUCUAGUCUAAGGGAAACUCCUGAGGGUAAGCUUGUGAUUACUGACUUGGGGCCCCAAGAACGGGUCCACAUCUGUAAAUUUACUGGACUCUCUAUGACCACUAUCUCUCAUUGGCUGGCCAAUGUAAAAUAUCAGUUAAAGCGGACAGGGAGCACAAAGUUCCUGAAAAACCUUGACUCUGGCCAACCAUUGUUUUUGUGCAGUGACUGUGCUUCCCAGUUUAGGACUCCCUCCUCCUACAUUCACCAUUUGGAGACCCAUCUUGGGUUUACCUUGAAGGACCUCUCUAAGCUUUCAAUAGAUUUGUUAGAGCAGCAAGCAGUCAGCAGAAUAGAGGACAAGACGUUCACUUUCUCUGGACUUUCUGAAGAAGAUACUGGCUCAAUAUAUCAGUGCAAACUGUGCAAUCGGACGUUUCUGAGCAAACAUGCAAUCAAAUUGCACCUUUGCAAGACACAUGGAAAGUCACCAGAAGACCAUCUUAUCUUUGUGAAAGAGGUGGAAAAGAUUGACAAAAAAUGAAGUUAAAGCUGAUAGCAUGACAGUUUACUGUUGCACUAUAAGCUACAAUCUGUCAUAACAGGUAGUGCCACGACUCUAUAGGGUAUUGUUGUGUCACAUGUUGUAAUGAAAACAUGGUAGCUUUAAUACCACAUACUGUAAUAAUUGAGUUAUCCACAACUGACAGGACUGCAUUGCUGAGGCUUAAAGCUAUGUUGUAAAAGUUAACUUUUGGUAACACAAACUUACCAAAUAAGCUCAGCAGCCAUGGCACUAUGUAGUCACUGACUGAUUGUUGCUUUUCUAAUGCACUGCAUCUUAUCUGAGCCUUUGGGAAAUGUCCGUCCAUUGUGUUAAAACUGGACCAUGCUCCUAUUUUGAUCACUGUUUUUGAAUGGUUUUGUUAAGAUAAAAAAGAUUUCAACACAACCUGCAUAUUAUUUAUAAGACAGUUUGUGCAUGUUUUUUUUUUUAAUGAAAAAAAGGAAAGCAUAUUAUGUCUCGUAAAUUUCAACCAUGAUGUGAAAAACGGAUAUCCCUGUCGAUAUCUAUUGGUGUUUAUAUGAAGGUAUAUGGAUAAAAGUAAAAAAAAAAAAUGGGAUGGUUUCGCACUUUAAAGAAGUGUACAUUGAUGAAGAAAUGUAAUGGUAAGAUUGACAACAACCCCUUUGAGUCUUAAUUCCCUUGAUCGACAUGGAAACGUUGAGUACUAACAAUGAUAUUGUUUUAUAUUUGAAAUUAAAUCACAUACAAUCUUAAAAAUGGUUAACAUAUGUGUUUCUCUAGUAAAUAUUAUUUCCUGGUUGUGUCCACAUGUACAGUAUUUGCAUUUGUAGGCUACCAAUUUUAUUAUUGUGAAACUACAGUUGUAAAAUUAAUGAAGUUUAAAACUUAUUGUAUGAAUAAUGGCAAGUAUGUAUCAUGUAUGUCAGCAUAUCUUGCUCUAUACAGUUCAACAUAAUUUGUACUGUGUGCAUUUUUAUAAUGUUAUUUUCUAGACAAAUAUGGAGAAAUGUAUACAACUGCAGAAUUCUGUUGGACCACAUUGUCCUUUUUCAGUGAGAAGUAGGUCCUUCAAUGUGCUUUACAUAAAAUGACAGAACUUUACUGGCAUCUUCUCCGAUGCAUGGUACUGUAUAUAACAUUUAAAAAACAAUAAUUCUCACAAAAAAAUAGAUAUCCAGGUUUUAUCAUUCACUCAGUUAUUCAGAAUGACGUUCUUUUAUCCUCAGUUGUAAAAUAAACUCAUUGUCCUGGA